CCUUCCACCAUAUUGAGCAUUUCCCACUGCCUAGUCGACCAAAGUGUCAGUAAAAUCCUCUGGCAUAGCCUUCCGUUCAAUAAUAAUACCGAGUUAUGUCGCGCGGCAGGGACCCUUUGGCACUGAGCCAGGUAAUUGGUGAUGUGUUGGAUCCUUUCAUAAAGUCAGCUGCCAUGAUAAUUAAUUAUGGUGAGAAGGAGAUUACAAAUGGCACUGGGGUACGAUCAUCUGCCGUGCUCAAUGCACCACAGGUGCAGAUUGAAGGUCGUGACCGGACGAAGCUCUACACACUUGUUAUGGUGGAUCCUGACGCGCCAAGUCCAAGCAAACCGGAAUACAGGGAAUAUUUGCAUUGGUUGGUGACAGACAUCCCAGAGGCAACAGAUGCACGUUUUGGCAAUGAAAUAGUUCCCUAUGAAGCUCCACGGCCACCAGCCGGUAUUCAUCGGCUUGUUUUUGUGCUAUUCAAACAGGAAGCACGGCAGACAGUUUAUGCACCAGGAUGGCGGCAAAAUUUUAACAUCAGAGACUUCUCAGCAUUUUACAAUCUUGGACCACCGGUUGCUGCAUUAUUCUUCAACUGCCAAAAGGAGAGUGGUGUUGGUGGCAGAAGGUUCCAAGGACCAGGCUGAGGGAUGGAUGCAGGAGGGCUCUAGAACAAGGUAGCACCAUUUUCAGAAACUAUAUAGUCCACCAAAGGAGGGCGGGCCUGGCGCAGAGUCUCUCCACUUGUGGCCUGGAGAUCCUGGGUUUGAAACAGCCUCCUUGCAGAAUUAUUAUACAAGAGUAAGGUUGUCUAGAAAUUUCCUUCCCCAGACCCGACUUUGUGUGGGAGCUUUCAGCACUGGGUACACCAUUUUUAUAUAGUCCACCAAAGCUUUUGAGUUUUGACAGCCCACAUAACACCACUUAACAAUCCAGUAGUCCAGCAAUUUUAUAUGAAAUGAAGUAUCAUUGGGGUUCUCAUACAUCACAUCUCUAAAUAUAUUAAUAAAAUUAAUAUUAUGUUU
Molecule: messenger RNA, 1010 nt
Organism: Triticum aestivum (bread wheat)
Lineage: Eukaryota; Viridiplantae; Streptophyta; Magnoliopsida; Poales; Poaceae
Product: protein FLOWERING proteinUS T
Exons: 5
Coding region: 96-632 (178 amino acids)
Source: RefSeq, a predicted model, not a curated record